AUGGGUCGGUCGAGUAUUUCCAUCAGACGCCUGACGGGCCAUCGUUUUGAACAGCUUCACGACAUGCCCGAGUACGGAAAUGGGAUGCACAAUCCCAAUGACGUUACCAUUGACAUCCCUCUGACCGAGACAACUAGUCGUGGUCAGACUGGGGCGCGCAAAUGGGCUUCCAAUACUACCCCCGUGGACAGCACCACCAACACCUCAGAGAAGGGCCCCAUGAUAGGUAAUCACAACCGGGGCCCUGGACGCAGGCGUCGCACCGAUACCGAUCUCAAUGAGUUUUCUGGUAAGCGCGUCGAGGCUCCCGAGGACGGUACUAUCAAUCGCAUGGGCCGUGUCUACCAAGCUGUCCUGAAUUACUCCCUCAUCACUCGUUAUCUCAUUUACGUUAUUCCAAUCGCGAUUUUGAUCGCCAUUCCCAUCAUUGUUGGCGCGACUGUUGCACAGAACGCCAAAAUCGGUGGUGUCCACCUCUACUGGUUCUUCACUUGGAUCGAGAUUGUCUGGUUCAGUCUAUGGUCAUCUAAGAUCUUCGCUCGCUAUAUUCCUUAUUUCUUCCAAUUCCUCUGCGGUAUCAUCAGCUCCGGUACCCGCAAGUAUGCGCUUAUUCUGCGCGCCCUCGAAACCCCUCUCGCUCUUCUCUUCUGGGCUAUUAUUUCGCUCGUGACUUUCUUGCCUGUUAUGACGCUUACCCCAGGCAAGAAGGAAAGCGGUGAUACAGCUCCCAAGGCCUGGGAGAAGAGUGUCAAGAACAUUCUCUUCGCUCUGCUGAUUUGCUCUAUCAUCUACCUUGCGGAGAAGACUCUGGUUCAGUUGAUCUCAAUCAGUUACCACCGCAAGCAGUUUGAUGCCAAGAUCCGUACUUCCAAGCGCAACGUCCACUUGGUCAGUCUGCUCUUUGACGCUUCGCGUAACAUGUUCCCCGUGUACUGCCCGGAGUUCAAGGAGGAGGACUCGCUCAUUUUCGACUCCUUCCUAGCCCAGGCCGGUGUCAAGGGUGGCAAGCGUUCAUCCGCCAUGCCUCUUCGCAUGAUCCGCCAGGUCGGCAAGAACGUUGGCCGAGUCGGUGACAAGGUCACUGCUGCUUUUGGCAAUGUUGCUUCCGAGCUCACUGGCAAACAAGUCUUCAACCCGACCGCAACCCACACUAUGGUUCUGCAGGCUUUGGAGCGCAAGCGCUGUGCUGCUGCGCUGGCCCGCCGUAUCUGGAUGUCUUUUGUGGUCGAAGGCCGUGAGUCCUUGUUCUUGGAGGAUAUCGUUGAAGUCCUCGGUGUUGAGCACGAAGCCGAAGCCGAGGAGUGCUUCAACGCUCUUGACCAGGACGGCAAUGGUGAUAUUAGUCUUGACGAGAUGGUUCUGACCAUUUCCGAGUUCGGUCGUUUGCGCAAGGCUCUCAACCACAGCAUGCAUGACGUUGACCAGGCUAUCCGUGUUCUGGACAACCUUCUCAUGUGCGUUGCUGGUUUGGUUGGUGUUUUGGUCUUCAUCUCGUUCGUCACCACUGGAUUUGGCACUGUCAUUGCUGCCGGUGCCACCUCCCUGCUCUCUCUCAGUUUCGUUUUCUCUGUCACUGCCCAGGAAGUCCUGGGUUCGUGCAUUUUCCUCUUUGUCAAGCAUCCCUUCGAUAUCGGUGACCGCGUUGAAGUCAGUGAUAAGCCUUUCAUCGUUGACCGAAUCUCGCUGCUUUUCACUGUCUUCCGUAAUGUCACCGAUCACCGUGUCACACAGGUACCCAACAACAUUCUGAACAGUCUUUGGGUUGACAACUUCACCCGUGCCAAUGCCAUGCAUGAGCAGCUCACUGUCCCCGUUGCGUUCGACACAAGCUUCGCUGAAGUCCAGAUGCUGCGUCAGGAAAUGGAGAACUUUGUCCGUGACAAGGAGAAUUGCCGUGACUUCCAGCCUGAUGUCGACAUUGAACUUGGUGGCGUUGGUGACAUGGACAAGCUUCAGCUGCGUGUUGAUAUCCGCCACAAGUCGAACUGGUCCAACGAGACUGUCCGCGCUGCCCGUCGGUCCAAGUUCCUGUGUGCUCUCGUCCUGGCCGUUCGCAAGGUUCAAGUUCGCGCCCCGGGUGUUGCCGCUCCCGAGGAGGCCGCUGAUGGUGACGACAAAGGCGACGAUGCUGGUGCGGGCGAAGGCAAGCCUAGCCAAGAUGGUACCGACCCUAAGCCUGCUGCUGCAGCGGCAGCAGGUGCGGGCUUGAACUUUGAGAACUCUGCUCAAUCGUCUGGCUUCGACCAACCCCGUACCGGAACACUUACCCACCGUGGCUCCACCCAAACCAACGCUGAGCGCGAAGCCGCUAUUGUUGACAUGCUCAACUCUCGCUCGCCUGCAGUGGACAUUGGUCGUGACGAUGGCGGUGAUCUCCACCGCACCGCGACCAACGCCUCUACCCAUGGUAACCAAUUGAGUGUGCGCAACGGCGCAACGGGCGGCAACAUCUCUCGUGGUCUCUCAACCGGUCAUCGCAAGGCCGGCGAGCGUGCCUCCUAUAUCAACCAAGACGCCCCUCCUGUCCCUCACACAGCUGGCCUUUCCCCCGUCCCAGCAGGCAUGACCCCAUCAACCAGCCAAGUGCCCAUCCUAGAAACCCCCAACCCUGGCUCCCGCGGCAGUGCCCGCUACGAGCCACGCCCUCACUCCGGCCACGGCAACCAGAGCCAAAUGGCCACUGUCCAAGCCGUCGGAUCUCCCGACCCGGAGGCCUACCAGGGUGGAUUCUACAACCAAACCGGUGGCUACAACCAAGUUUCGGACGAGCACCGCGACAUCUCAGGCAUGACCGCCCACAGCAACUACGAGAUCUCGGAUCGCUAUGAUCCUGUCUCGCCACCUUCUGCAAGCAUCUACUCUCCACCCCAGAACAUGCCCCCUUCCGCCACUGCGACCAACCCCUUCAACCCCAGCACGCCUGCGCAAGAAGGCACCCCCGCCUCCCGCCGGCCUUCUUUCUUGGCGAAGGCUAUGAAGAAGAACAAGUCACCUUAUGACGAAUGA
Molecule: messenger RNA, 3006 nt
Organism: Penicillium olsonii
Lineage: Eukaryota; Fungi; Ascomycota; Eurotiomycetes; Eurotiales; Aspergillaceae
Source: the annotation of a GenBank genome assembly